This is a messenger RNA of Anguilla rostrata (American eel), 3241 nucleotides long. RefSeq lists its product as uncharacterized. Lineage: Eukaryota; Metazoa; Chordata; Actinopteri; Anguilliformes; Anguillidae. The record is from RefSeq and is a predicted model, not a curated record. The transcript has 6 exons. The coding region runs from base 204 to 710 and encodes 168 amino acids.
CUACAAUGUAUCCUUGACAGAGAAAUCUGCUGGAUGUGUCGGAUCUGUACACGCCGCCAUUUCAAAGCGGACGGGGUAUAAGCGUAGUCUGAUUUCUAUUUUUUUGUUUUUCUUAUAUUUAUUUUACUGAUUAUUUCGUACAGAAAGCCUUAUUUUAAUUCUGCUGUCUCAUCGCCUUGGGAACUUUUAGUUCUUUCAGUGAGAUGGAUGGUGACACAGAGCAUGUGAUGGAGCCCAAAGAGAAGCUCCAGGUUUCCACAGAAGAGGAUAUAUCAGACAACAAGGCCAGGGGAAGAGGGUUUAAGGGGCAUGGUCGAGGGGGCCGGUUAGGACGAGGUGGACGUGGUGGGAGGGGCAUGAUGAUGAAAGGAUAUGGCCCUCAAGGGCGGGGCAGGGGUAGAGGCAGAGAUGGGGCCAUGAAUGGGUUUGGACCUGGAAGAAGAGGAAUGGGGAGGAUGCGUCCCUACCCUAACCUUCGUGGCCCUCGAGGUGGCAUGGGUGGGCCUAUGGGAAUGGGUCCACCCCCUCCACCACCACCACCACCACCACCAAUGCACAUGAGAGGACCCUAUCCACCUAUGCACAGGCACGGCCCCCCUCCACCACCACCCCCAGGACACCCUGGCUUUAGGGGACGCCCUCCACACCCUCGUGGUAGAGGGAUGCACCCUGGCCCACACCGACCCUUCCACCCCAGAGGGGUAAUAUAGUCACCCUUUCGAAGCCAGCAGGAGACGGCCGCUGACCCCCCCUCCCCCCAAGAAGCAUGCAGUGGGCCCCGCGGCCAAGGUGAGCUUUUCAUCACUCUGAAUGACUUUACAGCACUCUGACUUGCUUUGCAGCACUCUCUUGCUUUACAGCACUCUCCAAUGCCAGGUAGGAAAUGAGUUACAGGGGAGGUGAGGGAGCCAGAAAUGCAUUUUAUUAUCUCAUCCCUCAUUUUAUUAUCUUAUCUCAUAUCUCAUGUUGUGCUGAAACAUUUCCCUCUUACAGCUGAUCAGGUGGGGGAAUCAUAAUGGGGAAAAGUGAAUAAAACUGCCAAGCCUUUAUACUAAUACACAAUUAACUUCAUUACCAGUGGUCAUUCAUUAGCUUGUUACUGACAAGAAAUGCAGGUGUGACCAUUGUUUCUCUUUGAUUGUCAAUGGUAGGCACCAUGUUUUGCCAUUUGAAGUGGCAAAACACAUUCGUAAAUAAGAGACAGUUGACCCCCUCGUCUGAACUCCACAUUUGCUGAAUGUACAAACAAAACUCUCCAUUCUCCAUCCUACUCUGACUUAGAGAGUGAACGUACCAUCUCCUUCGCCUUUUUUUCUUAUUUUGCAUAGCUAGAUAAACUAAAGCCAUUUUAAACACUUCAAACGUUAUGAUUGCUGCCUCAUAAUUAUUCUGAAUUAUUCACGCCCCAGCGGCAUGGAGUGACUUUAAACGGUGCGGUGUUCUCACUGGGUAUACCGACAACAGUGUUCGUGCACAUGUUCGCCGGUGGUACUCAAUCCUGAAGUUCUUUCUUCUUACUGAGUAUACUGCCAGCUUUAGGGUAAUAGGGCCCAAUGUGAUCUUCUCAUGGGACCCAAAAUGACUGUUGGCACCCCUGCAAUGGAUUAAUACAAAAGUCUAGUCUUCCUAAGUAUAGAGUCAAAGGCAACUGCAUAACUCAGUAUCGUCAGUGCCUCAUAAAUAUAUCCAAUUCAUAUACCUUCAUUGCUUAAUGUUAAUUUGUUACAGGUAAGCAGUACCAUUAGUGAGUAGUAGAUUCAAAAUUAGAGAGACUGUUUAAGAAGUUGGGUUGUUUAACAAGAGGUUUGACAAAACCAUAUUGAAUAUGCCAAUCAGUUCUCUUAGUGUAUGAACAAUCAGGAAAUCCUGUCAGUUUAUUGGAAAGUAGCACCAAGCAAUGAAUGUUACAGUAAAUAGGCAAAACAGAUGGCCUAGUAAACAAACAAUGGAUGGCUUAGCAGUUAUUAAUAGUUUCUCCUACUUUAUUAGCGACAAGAAACAUUCAAAAUUGAAAGCUGGUGAAUUCUAUUUUCAUUUACAUUGUUGUUUAAAUUGGAUACUUGCUGGCAUGUUGAAAUUUCCUGUGACAAUAUUUCUCAGGUUUAGAAAAUGUGAGAAAGCAUGUGUAUGUACAGCUUUCAGUAGGAAGUGACAACACACAUGUACAAGGAAUUGAAGGUAUACUGUACAUUCCUUCCAAUUCUUUACUUAAUUCUUUAAAUUAUAAUACCUCAUAAAACUAUUAUUAUUAAUAAUUUUACAUUUACAUUACAGGCAUUUGUACAGAGCGACUUACACAACAUUUACAUUGCAUUGUACACUUACAUUAUACAGCUGGAUAUAUAUUGAAGCAAUGCAGGUUACGCACCUUGCUGAAGGGAACAACAGCAGUGUCCUUCCUAGGAAUCGAACCUGUGAUCUUUAAGUUAAGACCAGGCCCUUACCCAUUAUACUGCACUGCUGCCCCGCCACUGCCGACUUUACAUUUCAAGUAUUAAGUGAGUGUGAGAAAGACUCCAUACUAUGAGUGAUUACAUUAUUUUAAACCUCAUUUUAUUUUUGUUUUUGAGAAAACAUAAAAGGGGAAGUGGCAAAGGUGGGCGGGGAAUUUUUUAAAUUUAUUUUGAGCUAACAAGUGCUUCUCAGCCUGACUGUCAGAUACUUUGUAAGACACCUUUUUCAAAGAUGACUUACAAAGAAUUAGUUAAUCAGUAUAUAAUAGUAAAUUAAAUACUGAAUAACAUUUUUUCACAUUAAGAAUGUAGAAUAUUUCAUUCUUUGUUCUACAGUUACUGAACAAUUUCUUCUCUGCUCACAAGCAUAUUUAUCUGGAUUAUUACUUAUGAAUAUGAUUCAAAACACAAAAAGAGAUGGCAUACAGCAAAAUUGAGUUUUACAGUAAUAAAAAUUUGUCUUUGUUAACAGAUCGUGAAAAAAAGGAUUCUCAAAAAGGGAUUAAUGCUUGACAUUUCAUUUUCAGGUGUGAGUCAUUUUGAUUAAGUAAGGUAGCAGCUUCAGUAGACUAUGAAUACCAUGGCAAGGAUGUGCAUGCAUGUCAAAACCAUAAUAUAAUCAGUGCAGCACGAAUGAGCAUUCUAAUUAUACUUGAGCUCUCUGAAUGUGGAAUGCUGGAGUUGUAAGCACACAGAAGCACCACAUUUAAAUCGAGGAAGCUUUGACUACAUAUUCUUUAAUGCUUUGUACCGGUCUCUGAGCUUCAAUAAAAAAAGCAUAUCCUUAA